AUGGAAAAGCGAGGCAAAUACACUGUUUUGGAAGUUCCGGAGUGUGAUUUAACCCAUUACACUGGUCCGGACGGAGGACAAUUCAGUCGCUGGAAGGUCAGCGGUCAAGACGACCUCACUCAACCCUAUGGAAAACUCUUCAAAGGCGGAUUUUUUCCUGAUCUACGUUUAAAUCUACCGAAGAUCAAGGACAUGAAAUGUCGAAAUGACGACAUUUUUCUGUGUGCCUAUCCAAAGUCAGGUACGCACUGGGUAUGGGAGAUAGCCAACAUGCUGGUGACGGGAGAGCUUAAGUACCUCACCCAAAUAAAGGAGGACGCCAUGAUGGAGCUGCAUUACCCAGAGGAAUUCGACAACGUGGCAUCACCUAGGAUACUUAAUACUCACCUACCUUUCCGGGUGUUGCCCUCUGACGUCACGAAGAAACAUCUUAAGAUUAUUUUUGUCCAAAGAAAUCCGAAAGAUGUGAUUGUAUCAGCUUACAAUCAUAUGAACAAAAUGAAACCAGAAAAUGAAAGACCAACGUUUAGAGAUUUCGUCAAUUGGUUCCAAUAUACUCUUAAAUGGGAGAAAGUCAUGGCAGAAAACCCUGAAUACCCUAUACAUAUGGUCUACUACGAAUCACUCAAAAAGAACCCUGAGGAGGAGAUUGCCCGUCUGGCUAGGUUUUUAGGGAAGGACAGGGAUGAGACAUUUAUAGCAGAAGUGGCCAAAAUGUGCAGAUUCUCCAACAUGAAAAAGGCCAACGACCAGGUGAAAGACCACUCGGAAUACCCCAUGUUUGAUAAGUUGAUGAAGGGAAUGUACAGGAAAGGGGAAAUUGGUGAUUGGAAAAACUGGUUUACUGUAGCCCAAAAUUUGCAGUAUGAUGAAAUCUUCAAGGAAAAAAUGAAAGAUUCAAAACUCAAAUUUGUAUUUACAUAA
Ylistrum balloti is the source of this 924-nucleotide messenger RNA. RefSeq names its product sulfotransferase 1B1-like. Gene Ontology annotation, cellular component: cytoplasm. Bases 1 to 924 code for a protein of 307 amino acids. Gene Ontology annotation, molecular function: sulfotransferase activity. NCBI's taxonomy places the organism in Eukaryota, Metazoa, Mollusca, Bivalvia, Pectinida, Pectinidae. The transcript has 6 exons. Gene Ontology annotation, biological process: sulfation. The record is from RefSeq and is a predicted model, not a curated record.